Symbiodinium natans is the source of this 1023-nucleotide messenger RNA. The record is from the annotation of a GenBank genome assembly. NCBI's taxonomy places the organism in Eukaryota, Dinophyceae, Suessiales, Symbiodiniaceae.
AUGCGGUCGCGGCCAUGGGCCAGCAACAGGGACAAAGCGUUCCCAUAUCCCUUCCGCGAAGCCACCAACAAGAUGCGAGCCCUCGAGGGGCCCUGGUCCGGGGACAACGACCCCUUUCCGCGGGAGUGGACCCGCGGCGUGGCUGGGGACAAGGUCCUGACCAACGUCCGUCAGGUCACGGAAUAUCCGCCCCAGCUGCGCUUCCUUCUGUUCACGCCAGAGUUUGGAAGCGUGAACUCGUUUGCCGCAUCAUCCUGGGACAAGUUGGCUCCGAGCUUUGAUACGGACUUUUGGAUCGUCAGCUGGCAAGGGUGGGACAGCUGGACGGAGAUGAUCGAGCAAGUUACCCGCAAGGUCUUGUCUUUUGCAGAUGGAGUUAGUACUGUUUGGUAUGGGCACUCCAUGGGCGCCAUCGUUGCGUACGAGGUGCUGAAACGGUUUGACAAGCAAUAUCGGUCGCCGAACUUGCCGGUGGCGCUAAUGGUGAGUGGCUGCCCAGCCCCGCAUCUUUUUGCAGCAGACUACCGGCCGCAAGACAAGCACGACUUCCUCUUGAAGCUGCGCAUACCCAACGACUUUGACAUACUGACCCAGGAAAAGCGAGAGAUUCUGAUGAAAGAGUUUCAGGUGUGCCUGGACAAUCGGCACGAUGUCCUCAAGGACGUGACCCUGCAUAGCAGCGACUCCUCGGACUCUGUGCAAAGCGAGGCCGACUAUCGCAAGGCCAUCGUGACCGAUUUGAAGGUUUUGAUGGCCUAUGCUUUUGAACAUGGUGAAUCCAAAGCAGUGAGCGUCCCGGUCGUCGCCAUGGCACAUGACGAGGACAGCCUUGUGGAGCCGCAGAAAGUCCAGGCCUGGGAGGCAUAUGCCCCUGCUGGCAGCUUCGAGUUCGUCGCCCUCGAGGACAAUACUCUCAGGUGUGCAAGAAUUCUUCUCGUGCAGGAGAUUGCAGAUUCCGAAGUCUUGGCGGAGCAAGGGCAUGGCUAUGCCAUGCGUUGGGCCCUCAGCUUCCUUCUUCGCUAG